GGAGCCGCGUCGCUUCCGAUGAUUGGCCGACUGUGCGGAGAGGCGGGGCCGUUAAGCGUUGACGCGCCCUUUUCUUUGCUGUCGGACGCGGUAGAGACCAUGCAGGACUAUCAGAAUCUGCCAAUUGACAUACAGACUGGCAAAUUGCUCGACUGGUUGGUAGACAGGCGUCACUGCAGUCUCAAAUGGCAGGGCCAAGUCCGCACGGUCCGGGAGAAGAUUGCUGGGGCCAUCCAAGACAUGCCAGAGAAUGAGGAGAUCAAGAAACUUCUUGCUGGUUCUUAUAUUCACUAUUUUCACUGCCUGAGAAUUGUGGAGAUCCUUAAAGGGACAGAAGCCUCCACGAAAAACAUAUUUGGACGUUACUCUUCUCAACGGAUGAAGGACUGGCAGGAAAUUGUGUCACUUUAUGAAAAAGACAACACUUACUUGGCGGAACUGGCUAACCUUCUGGUGCGGAAUGUCAGCUAUGAGGUCCCCUCCCUCAAAAAGCAGAUCAGCAAGUGCCAGCAACUACAGCAGGAAUACAGCCGCAAGGAGGAGGAAUGCCAGCUAGCUGCCAUUGAGAUGAGGGAGCGUUUUUACAGUUCCUGCAAGCAAUAUGGCAUCACGGGAGAUGAUGUACGACGGGAGCUUCUGGCUUUGGUACAAGACUUGCCAUCCCAACUGGAUGAGAUUGGGGCUGGUGCCAAGGGCCUUUUGGAAGCCAUCGACCUUUACCAAGCAUGUGUGCAGUUUGUAUGUGAGAGUUCCACAGAACAGGUAGUCCCAUUGCUGAGGCACAUGCAGGCUCGGGGCAACACCACCAUCUAUGAGUGGAGACGGGGGGUCAAGCCAGCCUCGGUGGAACGGCCCAAGACGGAGCAAGCGAGGGAAUCGGUAGACCAGGAGGCGAUCGACUGGGGUGACUUGGGAGUGGAGUCUGUUCCUGAGGCAGUCGAUUAUGGCAUCUCAGUUGAAGAAGCUAGCGAGGAGAUAGAUUGGGGGAUUUCUCUGGAGGCGGAUGCACAGGAGAGUGAUGCCGCCGGCAUAGAUGGGGGAGACCGGAGUGCAGCGGACACAGCGCAGAUUGUGGUGCUGGAUGCUGGCAGCAAGGCCCCAGAAGGAACUGCCCGAGGACCUGAUGCUCUCAGCCUCCUGGAGACCCCAGAGACCCGUAACCAGUUUAUUGAUGAGCUGAUGGAGCUGGAGAUCUUCCUUUCCCAGCGCAUCGUCGAGACAAGUGAAGAGGCAGACAUCUUGUCCGUCAGCCAGUUCCAACUGGCCCCGCCUAUCCUGCAGGACCAAACCAAAGGGAAAUUGGAAGCCAUGGUGGCAGCUCUGCAAGAUCUGAUUGGCCGGAUGACUAGCCUGAGAAUGCAGCAUCUUUUCAUGAUCCUAGCCUCUCCAAGAUAUGUGGACCGUGUGACUGAACUCCUCCGCCAGAAAUUGAAGCAGGCAGAUUUGCUGCUCCUAAAGAAGGAGCUGAUGAUUCAGAAACGGCAAGAAGCCCUGGAGGAACAGGCCGCCCUGGAGCCAAAACUCGACCUCCUUGUGCAGAAAACAAAGGAAUUGCAAAAACUGAUCGAAGCCGACGUUUCUAAACGGUACAGUGGCCGACCGGUGAACCUGAUGGGUGCUUCCCUCUGAGCCCUCUCUUCGGCAGGCAGACACCCCCUCUGGGAUUGGAGCAGCGAGGCAUGAAUCAUAUCCUCAACCGAGGAUAAGGGAGAAGACCCAAGGAGUUCAAGCGAUCGGGAGAAAGGACUUGCCAAACCCUGAGAGUGAAGGAUGGAUAGCGGGAAGGAGUCUACCCUUUCCACCUAGAGCUGGAAGAGCAUUAGCAAAUCCCUGAGGGUUGAAUAAAUCUGCCUUCUCCUUUA
Molecule: messenger RNA, 1862 nt
Organism: Sphaerodactylus townsendi
Lineage: Eukaryota; Metazoa; Chordata; Lepidosauria; Squamata; Sphaerodactylidae
Gene: CDK5RAP3
Product: CDK5 regulatory subunit associated protein 3
Exons: 14
Coding region: 19-1629 (536 amino acids)
Biological process (GO): regulation of cyclin-dependent protein serine/threonine kinase activity; regulation of mitotic cell cycle
Cellular component (GO): endomembrane system
Source: RefSeq, a predicted model, not a curated record